Oryzias latipes (Japanese medaka) is the source of this 4003-nucleotide messenger RNA. RefSeq names its product paxillin. Gene Ontology annotation, biological process: transforming growth factor beta receptor signaling pathway; endothelial cell migration; substrate adhesion-dependent cell spreading. The record is from RefSeq and is a predicted model, not a curated record. Lineage: Eukaryota; Metazoa; Chordata; Actinopteri; Beloniformes; Adrianichthyidae.
GAGUGCCGCGCGUUCACGCGACCAAUCCUAACCUAAUUUACAGAGCAGCAGUGAAGUUGGUGAAGUUAGAAGACGGGAAAACAAGACUUCGUGAACAGAACGGAAGCUUAACCAGCAAAACUACGGAGGCAGGCACCAACUAAGCAACCCACUAUGGACGAUUUAGAUGCUUUGCUUGCAGACUUAGAAUCAACAACAUCCCACAUCUCAAAGCGUCCAGUCUUUCUACCUGAUGAAACUCCGUAUUCCAUCCCCACCGGAGGACAGUCCUUCCAAGAUGUGUCAACACCACCACCUCUUCCUCCCCCACCCUCAGCUGAGGCUCUGAACGGGACCCUGACUGAUCGUCCAAACUCCCACCUCUCAUGUCAGCUAUCUGUAGGUUCAGCCCAGAAGAGCUUGUGGUCUAGGGACAGCAGCAGUUCCCCCCUGUCUCACGCUGAAGAGGACCACGUUUACAGUUUUCCAAACAAACACAAGACUUCCGACUCAUCUUCUGUAGCCAUGACAUCUGGCCUCGGCAGUAACCUGUCAGAGCUCGACAGACUUUUACUGGAACUUAAUGCAGUCCAAAAAAGCUCCCCUUCCUUCCCCACUACAGAAGAGGCAGCUCCACCUUUACCAUCCUGCAGCAUCAUCCACUUUGAAAAUGGGGGCACCCCUGAGAUCCUUCUAAGUCCCCCAUCUCAGGAGAAAUCAAUAAGAAACGGUGCAAAGUUGGAGGAAUCCCGACCCACGGUGAAGAGCCUGCUGGACGAGCUUGAAGGACCAGUGCCUUCACCAAGCCCUCCUGCUCGCCACAGUGAUUUGGAUACGCCCUCGCAACAACAAACCAGAAUUUCCGCUUCCUGUGCCACAAGGGAACUGGAUGAACUGAUGGCCUCUUUGUCUGACUUCAAGCCUAAUUCUUGGGGGGCUUUGCAAGACCCAGGAAAGGCACCCUCCAGCUUUCCUUCAUUUUCCUCCGCUGUCACCCUUGUGCCUUUCUCUUCCCUUAGUCUAUCCCACCCACCUGCCUCUACUCUAUUGUCAUUGUCUGCUGGUGUAGAGCUGCACAUAGACGAGGAUGAAAGCAGUGGUGGCAGGUUGGUGCCUCGUCCAGGCCAGUGUCCUGCUCACAGUCCUGCAUCCUCACUGUCUGCAGCAAGCGACGUAGACCUGGACUCUGAGAUGGAAGGUUCUGCCACCAUGCUGGUUUCUCAAACCAAGACCUUGCUAGUCCUCUCUCAGUCUGCUCCCUCCAACUCCAGUUUGUUGUCAAACGGCUCGAGCCUUUCCAAUAUUGCCAACCUCUUUGCCUUUCCUGUUGAAACUGUCGUGGACCAGAAGGCUUCCAAGUCUUCCAGCCUGUCUGGUGAGCGGAUCUCGCCUUCAGUUGCUGUUGGUAAAGUGUCUUGUGCUGCGGAGCUUCUAAGCAAAGAGUAUGCUUGCUGCUUUAAAAAUAAUUUAAAUUUCUAUAACUCACUUCCUUCAAAAAGGCUUACUCCUCCGGACUUGUUACCCCACCCUGUUGCAGUGUCCCAACCGUCUGCAUACAGCCUGUCCAAAAUAUCAUCACCAUCUCCAGUCUCCUCAGUAUUGGUGCCCUCACCUCCUAAGUUCACUUUUACCAGCAGACAGCUGUCAUCAGUAGCCCAGUGUGACACUCCUCUCACUGUGCAGCAGCCCCCCAUAGUGGAACCCUCCCUGGAUGAGGCACUGGACAAGCUGCUGGAAAUGAGCUUCAGUCCCAAUCACACAGGACAGGAGGCGCACCUGAGCAUAGACGCAUGUCAUCUCCACAGAGAAGCGCAGGAGGAGCUCAUCCUACCGAUGGACAGAAGCAGUGUGCAGCCGAACACUUUCACUGCAGCAACCAACACUCUCACGGACUACUCACAAGACGGGGGCACUGAGGGGAACGGAGGUCUGGAUUGGGCUGACGAGGAGCUGUCAAUGUCCCUGCGUGACGGACUGGAUGGCACCAUGACUCCUUACACAGAGAGGCUGUACACAGAUGGCAGCAUGACGCCGCUGACAGAGGCCAGCUGGAUGGAUGAUUCCAUGACCCCCUCCUCAUGCCCGGGGAGCCCUGAUGUUGCUCUGGACCUCCCCCUGCUUCAGACUCCUACUAUUGACAGAGUGUCUGCAUCAGGACAUAUCAAAUCAGUGAUCAGGCGUACUAAGGAGACGGACAACUUUCACCCCAUGUACCGGGAUGGCCAAAUACGCAGGAAGAUGGGACCCAUCAUUGUCAACAAAAACAGCUCCCAGGACCGCCUAAUAGAGGAGCUGCAGGGGAAGCUGGGGAUCGCUCGCUCAGAGCGGCGGCGCAAACAGUCUGACGACUGGCUGACUGAGGGCGUCGUCGUCUCCUCCAAACCUCAGCGUUUCCGUCUUGAGGGGGUUUCCACUGAUGUGGACAAGAUUGUUUUUCCCUCGGAGUCACCUCUCCCUGCCAGGAGGGUACUCCCUCCUCUGUUUCCUCCUACCUCCUGUCGAGCCCCCGUUGUAGAAGAAUCUAAAGCACAAGUCCCAGUUUCGCACUCUCCUGUCCCGAUACCACCACCACCUCCUCUACCUGCCUGCACCCCCCCACAAACCACCCACGUUCAGCAGCUAGUUUUUGUUGCACCUCCACAGAUUAAAACAACCCCACCUCCGCAAGCCCCAAUUAAGGACCAUCAGAGUCCAAAGCCGCAGCCCCUUCCUGUUCUCAACACCCCAGCCAGACCACCUGCAGUGAAGCCAGUGCAACCAGCUGCCCCCAAAGUCCUGGUGUCUGUAGGCUGCCAAACAGAGUAUGAUCCAAUCUUCCCUCUGAUGCAGAUUAUGGCACAAUGGAAAGGUGGUGCUUCUGGCGGGCCUCCAACGCAGGUCAACAAGCUGGACAACAUGCUGGGCAGCCUGCAGUCUGACCUCCACAAACUCGGAGUUCAAACGGUUGCUAAAGGAGUCUGUGGUGCCUGCUGCAAGCCUAUUGUGGGACAGGUGGUGACUGCCAUGGGCCGCACAUGGCACCCUGAACAUUUCGUGUGCACGCACUGUCAGGAGGAAAUAGGCUCCAGAAACUUUUUUGAGCGAGAAGGACAGCCGUACUGCGAGAAAGAUUACCAUAAUCUGUUCUCUCCACGGUGCUACUACUGCAAUGGGCCCAUACUGGAUAAAGUGGUUACCGCACUGGACCGGACAUGGCAUCCUGAACAUUUCUUCUGUGCCCAGUGUGGAUCCUUCUUUGGCCCAGAAGGUUUUCAUGAAAAGGAUGGAAAAGCUUAUUGCAGGAAUGAUUACUUUGACAUGUUCGCACCAAAAUGUGGCGGCUGUGCCAGAGCCAUUCUGGAAAAUUACAUCUCAGCGCUGAACUGCCUUUGGCAUCCGGAGUGUUUUGUUUGCAGGGAGUGCUUCACCCCAUUUGUGAAUGGAAGUUUCUUUGAGCACGACGGCCAGCCCUACUGUGAAGUGCACUACCACGAGCGGCGUGGCUCCCUCUGCUCUGGCUGUCAGAAGCCCAUCACAGGACGCUGCAUCACAGCCAUGUCCAAGAAGUUCCACCCAGAGCACUUUGUUUGUGCCUUUUGUUUGAAACAGCUCAACAAAGGCACCUUCAAAGAGCAGAACGACAAACCCUACUGUCACAGCUGCUUCGUCAAACUUUUCAGUUAGGGAUCUUAUUAGCUUGGUGCGACAUAUGAGAUGACAUAUAUGUUCCAAUCAGUAGCCGCGGUUACAUGGGCAGAAUAUCUUGAUCGGAUCAAUGGUCGGGUUAAAAUUCACCCGUGCACAAGGGAUCAGAAAACCUUUUUCCGAUUAGAACAAAGGUUCCCAUGGCUCACACUUUCGGUCGGAAUGAAUGAUUUGGGCAUGCGCAGUAGUGUUAAAAACUCCCGGAUGAGGAAAUAAGUCCCGUUCUAAUCAAACAGCUGCCACAGACAUUUAUUUUAUGCAGCAGCUCGGUAAUAUAAGAGACGAUCUUCCAAACGUGCUUUUAUUGAUGUCAUGAACAUGCACGUAAAUGUGUGGGAAU